This is a messenger RNA of Onychostoma macrolepis, 3779 nucleotides long. It is a transcript of the gene mfsd6l, whose product is annotated as major facilitator superfamily domain containing 6-like. The record is from RefSeq and is a predicted model, not a curated record. NCBI's taxonomy places the organism in Eukaryota, Metazoa, Chordata, Actinopteri, Cypriniformes, Cyprinidae. Gene Ontology annotation, cellular component: membrane.
AUGAAGAAGGGAGCAAUGCAGAAGAGCAAGCAGUGGAAUGUGAAGGGCCUACGGCUGGCGGGAGUCUUUCACUUCCUCCAUUCCUGUGGCUCCGGUUGCCUCCUUCCCUUCCUGACCCUCUACUUCCGGCACCUGGGUCUCAGCGCCACCAUGAUUGGUAUCAUCAUGGCGUCCAAGCACCUGCUCGCUCUGGUGUGGCGCCCGUUCUCCAGCGUCCUCGCCAGACAGUACGACAAGCGGCGGACGGUCAUAGUGGGCUCUCUGCUCAUCUCGGCACUGCUAGCUUUGACUCUUCUGCUUUUCCCGUACACCGUAAUCCAAACUGAAAGUGGACGGUGUAACACUAGUCAACCCGAUGCUGAUCCCACCCCCAUUCUAGAGAGGACGAUGGUCCCAUCUCAAUCAAACGCUACUGUUUACUCAAUAAACCAAACAUCUGUAAGUACCGAAGACCCUGUCGAAGUUACCACACUUGUAAGCUCAAACUGGACAGCACGAGGCCUGAGAUCUUUGAAGAAGCCUGACCAGGAAGAAGAUCCUAACACUGAGUUCCUGGGGAGCCUAAAAGUUAUGGAUGCCCAGCAUCAGAUGUUCUUUCUGGUUCUCAUUGUGAUGGGUUUGUGGGAGUUCAUGGCUGCCCCGUUGGAGUGGACCGCGGAUGAUGGACUCUACGAAUACUUGGAUUUCGUAGACGCCACUGACCACCAUAACGGCGUGAAGGUCUGGAAGCAACUUGGAGCCGCUUUUGGCAACUGUGCAGUUGGAGUUCUUGUCACCAGCCUGUUUUGUCUUACAGGAACUACACUGGAGUUUUACUCCUAUACUGUAUUUAUGAUCCUAACCGUCCCUACAGCCGUCCUGCUACCUAUCUACCUCCGCAAGCGUGAGCGGCCCACUAGUGGAGGCUUUAAGGCACUACAGUUGGUGCAUGGGAACUCGCAGGCAAUACUUUGUGCCGUCACUGUCGUUUUGAUGGGCAUGGUGAGCUCAGCUGUGUCAGAUUUUCUCUUAUGGCACAUGCAGGACUGCGGUGCCACCGAAAUCCACAUGGGCAUCUCUUUAGCCUUGGCGCACUUAAGCCAAACUGGCUUUGCUCUAUUUGCUGGGCGUCUCUCCCGGUUUCUAAAGUACCACGGUUGGUUGCUAGUGCUCGCCGUUGUUAGUUUAGCCCUGCAGUGUCUUUAUUAUUCCUUCCUGUGGGGUCCGUGGGCUGUAAUACCAGCUCAACUGCUGGUGAGCUUCAGCACCGGCGCCCUCUGGUGGUCUGUAACAUCACAAAGCGAAGACAUCGCCACUCCUGGCACCGAAAAGACCAUUUUAAGGCUGUUUGAGGUGCUUUCUCUGGAGUUGGGAGCGGCGUUUGGCAGUCUGGCGGCUGGGUUUGUGGUGCAAAAGUUUGGGGUCCAGAUGCUUUUCCAAGGCAUGGCGGUCACUCUGGCUUUGUGGAGCAGCACUCUUGCCGUACUCAAGUGGAAGAUUCCUCGGCAGCGCCGGAUAAACUACUCACGCCUGCUGGCCGCCGACACUGAGAUUAGCGAGUCUGAGUCAGACCAGGAGAAAGACUGGCUUGAGACGGCUAUGGAAGACGCCAGAGGGAAUAACAAGUGGACAGUGGAUAAAUCUUAAUCAAUGGAAGCAAAGAGUGACUUCUUAACAGAGGGCAAAUUAAAAGAACUACGGUGUUCAGUACACUGAAAAUAAUUAUUUUCUUACUCUGUAUUUUUGUCUUGUUUUGAUGCAUUUACUUGAGAAGUAAUGAUAUAACCAAUGACAUAAGUUUUGCUUUCUAAUAUAAUGUAUCAAAAUUAAGUGAGUUUAUGAUUUAAAAAGAAAUAUAUUUGUCAGUGGAGUAAGAAAAAUAAGUAUUUUUUUAUUUUUAUUUUUUCUUCAGAAAACAACUCAAUAUCUUGUCAUUAUACUCAAGAUGUUAAGUCUUGUUUUCUGGGGAAAAAAAGUAUGUUUAUACUUAAAACAAGAAAAAUAUCUGUCAGUGGGAUAAGAAAAAGAAACAACUCAAAGGGAAUUAUUUUUCUUAUCGCACUGACACCUCAUUAAUGACUUAAUAUCGGAUGUCAUUUUCAAGUAAAUGUAUCUUGAUUUAGUUUUUGAAAUAUUUGUAAUAAAAUCAGACAAAAAAACUAAGUAAGAAAAUCUUUUUUUUUUUUCAUCAAAAUAUCCAUCAUGGAUGAAGUUAUAUAAGUUAAUUACUCUCUCAAGACAGAUAAAGCUCUAUUUGGGAUUAUUUAAGGCUUUGAGAGAAUCAUUACAGCUCCAAUACAGUAUACUUGAAUAUCCCAAAAUGUACAUCAUCUGGGUUUUUCUUUGUGAAGAUUUGUUGUUUUACAGGCCAGCUUUUUCAUAAACUGAUGGACUGGAGAUGAGCUAAUCUGGUUUGGUUGCUUACAGUAAGCAUGUCUUCUCUGCCAAACAAAUAGUGCCUUUUGUUUCUAACAUCUUCACACCCUUUCUUUACCACUCAUUGUUAUGUUUUGCAAAUAUUUGUGAUCUGAAGCUAAGCCUCAGUUGCCUGUUAUGCGGAGACUUUGUUUUUUUAUUUACUGCGCAUGAGGCACUCACAUUUUCCACAAUUAAGUGUCAAUAGCACAGGGGUUUAUUGAAGAAAAUCAUAAUAAAAGUAUCUAAUUUCCAGUUUAAGGUAUUGGGAACACUUGACUUGCAAAUGAAUUUGCCAAACCUGUAUUGAGAAAAAAAAAAAGCUUCCCAAACUUGUUCUUGAGUAAAUUUUCCUGUACAGCUUGUAGAGCAGUUUGUAGAGUGGCAUGUUUGUGAAAAGAGAGAGAGAGAGAGAGAGAGAGAGAUGGGAAUAAAUAUUCUUAACAUUUCACUGUUUGAAAUCAAAACAUGUCUGUUAAAUAAUUUCAUCUUUCAACAAAUGCAUAAAGUCAAGUUUUCGUCAUUUUGUCUAAAUGUCUUGAUACGCUCUGUAUCGUAACGAGUGGUAUACUUUGACCCAGCGUUAAUCAUUUUAUGGUACGUAAUCAAUGAGUGUGAAUUUGCCAUGUUGACAUUUCAUGGCAUAGCAAUGUGUCAGUGUUGAUGUUGUUUCCUUUAGAUCAGAGUUAAAGCUCAAAUCUAACAGCAUUGACGCCAGGGUCAGACCACAUAGCUAAAAGUGCUUUCUCCUCAAAGGGUUGCUUCAGAAGCAUAUCUAUCAAUGCAGCCAGGCUGUUAAUGGUUCAGCAAGAUGCCUUCAAAUUAUAACACUUCCUUAAGCUGAAACCCAACCCACACAAACAUUUUCUGAAGGCCUCAUUCUCAGUGCAAACAUACUGUGUGUUUAACUUUUAUAUCCUGACUGUUGACCGGGAUAAACUACUUGUUUUACAAUGCAGAUUAAUUUAAGCACACUUGUGUUAUCAUAGAGGAAAAGCUGUAGCGCUGAUAAAAUGUUUUUUUUUUUAAUAUAACUUGCUGCUUAAUAAUAGUUAGUAAGGUAGUUGUUAAAUUGAGGUAUUGGAUAGAAUUAGGAAUGUAGAAUAUGGUCAUGCAGAAUAUGUGUUUUAUAAGUACUAACAAACAGCCAAUAUGUUAAUAAAAUAGGCAUGCUAAUAAUCAACCAGUUAACAGUAGGAAAUGGUCCCUAUACUAAAGUGCUACCAAAAUAUCAUUUAAAAAAAAAAAAAAAAAAAUCUACUCUAAACAAUGUAAUGACAAAAAGUAUAAAAAAGUAUAAAAAACAUCGCCAAUAUAGUCCAUCUGCCAUCAGUGGUUCAAUCUGAAUUUGAUAAAGCGAUGGGAAUACUUUUUGUACGCAAAGA